AUGUCGAACUUAUAUAGCCAUAGGGAAGAGCAAAACAAUCAAAGAUUUGAUCAGUUAGCACAAACGUUGCAACAGUUCCGUACUACUGUUGAUAAUGAUAUUCAUGGGGCAGUACAGCUGGAUAUGCUGACCUUGGAUCUUUUGAAUGACAAUUUUGGUCAAUUAUGGACAAAAGUUAGACGAACUAGCGGGGAAUUGAGGAAUGUAAUGAACAGAAACGCCAGUUUAUCUAGAAUUGUUUUCAUCAUUUUACUAAUAUUCUUCUUGCUAUGGACGGUUGCAAAGUUGAGAGCCUAA
This is a messenger RNA of Sungouiella intermedia, 297 nucleotides long. Lineage: Eukaryota; Fungi; Ascomycota; Pichiomycetes; Serinales; Metschnikowiaceae. The record is from the annotation of a GenBank genome assembly.